This is a messenger RNA of Camelina sativa (false flax), 2385 nucleotides long. RefSeq lists its product as hypothetical. The record is from RefSeq and is a predicted model, not a curated record. NCBI's taxonomy places the organism in Eukaryota, Viridiplantae, Streptophyta, Magnoliopsida, Brassicales, Brassicaceae.
CCAAGAUUAUGUGAACACGAGACUUCUUCGCAAGCCUCUUCAUCUUUCUUGGUUUAGUUUUCUGAGUACUAAACGAAUCAAUUGGCGUGGUGAUAGCCUACGAAGAAGAAAAAACCCUUAGAGAAAGAAGAAACAGAGGUUUUGAGCUGUUCUUUCUUCAGAUCUCUAUUACAAUGUUAUUUUGCUUCAGAUCUCUAGGCAGUUUAAAUUACAAUGUUAUCUUCCUUUAGCUAUCCGUCGAUCGUUCUAUCUCUUUCUCAGAGCUGAUGAAGAAACUAUGUGAAUUAUGCGGUUACUCCGUUGAUCUAAGAUGUCAAUUACCAAACGGAGAUCUCGCGACACUAAUCUCAGUCAAAUCAGAAGAAGAACUAUCAAACCUACUCCAGAAAAUGCUAUUUACCCACAAAAUCUGACAAUGUGGGUUUUGGUGAGAUCAGAGAGGGAAUAUGUUGGGUUACAAAUGUCUCCAUUGGAACAAUGUGACAGAUCUACCGCCAUUAAAAGACCCUGUAACCUUCUCCCUUCCGUCUCCCAUUCCCCAAUGGCCUCCAGGUAAAGGAUUUGGCUCUGGAACAAUCAAUCUCGGAAAAUUGGAAGUCAUCAAAAUUACGGAUUUUGAAUUCAUAUGGCGAUACAGAUCGACAGAGAAGAACAAGAGCAUUUCCUUCUACAAACCAAAGGGUUUGUUGCCUACAAACUUCCAAUGCUUAGGUCACUACUGUCAAUCUGAUUCUCAUCCAUUGAGAGGUUAUGUUCUUGUGGCAAGAGAUUUAGUGGAUUCAUUAGAACAGGAUGAACAGAAACCUGCGUUAGUGGAACCUGUUGAUUUUACUCUUUUCUGGAGCUCGAAUGAUUCAGCAGAAGAAGAACGUAGCGGACGCGGUUACUUCUGGUUACCGCAGCCUCCUGAAGGGUAUAGACCGAUUGGUUUUGUGGUUACAAAGACUUCCGCGAAACCAGAGCUGAAUGUAGUUAGAUGUGUUAGAUCUGAUCUUACUGAUGAAUGUGAAACCCACAAUGUCAUUGUCACUGCUGUCUCAGAACCUUUAGGUGUUCCUUUGUUCAUAUGGAGAAUUCGGCCUAAAGACCGAGGAAUGUGGGGCAGAGGUGUCUCUGCUGGUACUUUCUUCUGCAGAACUCGGCUUGUUGCUGGUAGAGAAGGUCUCGGUAUUGGUAUUGCUUGUCUAAAGAAUCUAGAUUCGGGUUUACACGCUAUGCCAAAUGUUGAUCAGAUUCAAGGUUUGAUUCAACACUAUGGUCCUACACUAGUCUUCCACCCUGGUGAAAUCUACUUGCCUUCUUCUGUAUCUUGGUUCUUCAAGAACGGUGCACUUCUCUGCGAAAAGGGAAAUCCGAUUGAUCAACUUAUCGAAGAAAAUGGCUCGAAUUUGCCUUCAGGAGGAAGCAAUGACAAACAGUAUUGGAUUGAUUUGCCGUGUGAUGAUCAACAAAGAGAUUUCGUCAAGCUAGGAAACCUUGAAAGCUCGAAGCUUUACAUUCACGUUAAGCCUGCUCUUGGAGGAACGUUCACGGAUCUCGUCUUCUGGAUCUUCUGUCCUUUUAAUGGACCAGCGACGUUAAAACUAGGACUGGUCGAUGUCUCGUUGAUCAGCAUCGGACAGCACGUCUGCGAUUGGGAACAUUUCACUCUCCGAAUCAGUAAUUUCUCAGGUGAGCUUUACUCAAUCUACUUCUCUCAGCACAGUGGGGGCGAAUGGAUCGAAGCCUACGACCUAGAGUUCAUUCCCGGAAGCAACAGAGCAGUUGUAUACUCGUCGAAACAUGGUCACGCAAGCUUUCCUAAGGCUGGGACUUACCUACAGGGAUCGACGAUGCUUGGAAUUGGGAUAAGGAACGACACUGCUAGUAGCGAUCUCUUGGUUGAUUCGAGCUCAAAGUAUGAGAUCGUUGCGGCAGAGUAUCUAAGCGGUGACGGUGUGGUGGUGGCAGAAGCGCCGUGGCUGCAGUAUAUGAGAGAAUGGGGACCAAAGGUUGUGUACGAUUCAAGGGAGGAGAUAGAGAGGUUGAUGACUCGAUUUCCGAGGACGAUUAGGGUUUCACUCGCCACAAUACUGAGAAAACUUCCAGUAGAAUUGUCCGGCGAGGAAGGUCCGACGGGACCAAAGGAGAAGAACAACUGGUACGGCGAUGAAAGAUGGUGAAGAAAGCUCACUGUUACGGGAAAGGUGAGAUUACCAUGGGAGCCCCGCCCGCCCUAACCGAUUGUUUGCUUGUAAAGGAAGAAGAAGAAGAAGAAGCUUUAAUUACGGAAAGAUUAAUAAACACAAUUAGCGUAGGAUUAACGUAAAACACUUGUCGUUAGAAGUGUAUACAGGUGGGUCCCACGAUGUAAUUAAAUAAACAAACAAACUUAUUUAUUACACU